UCCUUAAUUUACCUUCAACAAAAAUUCCUUAUAAACAUUCAACUCGUUUCUAUCAUGCAGACGAAGACGAUAAAAAAACAGAAAUAGAAAUUACUAGAGUUUCAGAAACUAACAUAGAAGUUGAUACUUUAAAACCAAUCGAAAUUAAAGAAAAUGUAUCAGUUGAUACUUUAAAACCGAUUGAACUUAAAGAAGGCAUAGCAGUUGAUACUUUAAAUCGAUUUGACGCAUCUUCGGAAGAAUGUCCACCAGAUGUUCCAAGCAACAUCCAACAAUCCUCUGAAGAACUUGCACGCAUUAAGGCAGCUUUUGAUGAAGUUGAACAAACUCCUGGUGGUAUCGAUGACGCGAAAGGUGUUGUGCAUGCAGUUAUUGGCGCUGUGGUUGAUGUCCAAUUUCCACCGGAUGUUCCCUUACCCAAUAUUCUAAAUGCCUUAGAAGUACCAAGACAUUCUGUUAAACUGGUAUUAGAAGUUGCAGCACAUUUAGGCGAACAUGUUGUACGAACUCUAGCAAUGGACACUACAACUGGUUUAGUUCGCGGACAGAAAGUUCGCGAUACUGGUAAACCAAUUAGCAUACCAGUGGGUCAAGCGACUUUAGGUCGUUUGAUGAACGUAAUCGGGGAGCCAAUCGAUGGUUUAGGUCCUAUUGAAUCCGAACAUCGACAAUCCAUACAUGGUGAAUCCCCAGAUUUUACGGCAAUGAGUACUGAUCAAGAAAUUUUAGCUACAGGUAUUAAAGUUGUUGAUUUAUUAGCACCGUAUCAAAAAGGUGGUAAAAUUGGAUUGUUUGGAGGUGCUGGAGUGGGUAAAACUGUUCUAAUUAUGGAGUUGAUCAAUAAUAUUGCUAAGGCUCACGGGGGUUAUUCCGUGUUUGGUGGAGUUGGAGAACGUACUCGAGAAGGGAACGAUUUAUACAUGGAAAUGCAAGAAUCGGGAGUUAUUGAUUUGAAAGGGAAAAAUUCGAAGGUCACCUUAGUUUAUGGCCAAAUGAAUGAACCUCCUGGUGCGCGAGCGAGAGUUGCUUUAACUGCACUUACAGUUGCUGAAUAUUUCCGCGAUGCCGAAGGGCAAGAUGUGUUAUUGUUUAUUGAUAAUAUAUUUCGAUUUACUCAAGCUGGAUCGGAAGUGUCUGCAUUGUUGGGACGAAUACCUUCUGCGGUUGGUUAUCAACCGACGUUAGCUACCGAUAUGGGUACAAUGCAAGAACGUAUUACAUCAACUACAAAAGGUUCUAUUACAUCCGUUCAAGCGAUUUAUGUUCCUGCAGACGAUUUAACUGAUCCCGCUCCAGCAACAACAUUUGCACAUUUAGAUGCCACUACGGUGUUGUCCCGUUCCAUUGCUGAAUUAGGAAUUUAUCCUGCAGUCGAUCCGUUGGAUUCGUCUUCAAGAAUUCUUGACCCGAAUAUUAUUGGGGCCGAACAUUAUAAUACAGCAAGAGCUGUGCAGAAAAUUUUACAAAACUAUAAAUCACUCCAAGAUAUUAUUGCUAUCUUAGGCAUGGAUGAACUAUCCGAAGAUGAUAAAUUGAUUGUUGCUCGUGCUAGGAAAAUUCAACGUUUUUUAUCACAACCAUUUCAAGUAGCUGAAGUGUUUACGGGAAAAACGGGGAAAAUGGUACCGUUAGAAAAAACUAUUAAAGGUUUUCAUUCAAUUAUUUCCGGGGAAUUAGAUCAUUUACCAGAAAUUGCGUUUUAUAUGGUUGGUGAUGUAGAUGAAGUUAUUGCUAAAGCAGAAUCUUUAGCGAAAUUACAUUAAAAUUUUUUUGGGAAAUGAGAAUAUUGUUUAGGUUUCUUGAGUAAUAUUGGAUUUAUUUCAACUGGAGUUUUAACUAGUU
Chrysoperla carnea is the source of this 1842-nucleotide messenger RNA. RefSeq names its product ATP synthase subunit beta, mitochondrial-like. The record is from RefSeq and is a predicted model, not a curated record. Lineage: Eukaryota; Metazoa; Arthropoda; Insecta; Neuroptera; Chrysopidae. Gene Ontology annotation, biological process: proton motive force-driven mitochondrial ATP synthesis. The transcript has a single exon. The coding region runs from base 516 to 1763 and encodes 415 amino acids. Gene Ontology annotation, molecular function: ATP binding; proton-transporting ATP synthase activity, rotational mechanism; ATP hydrolysis activity.